UCAACGCCAUGCGGUCUCGUUGGAAUCCUACUAUGUAAAGACGGAGUCUCAGAACGUAUACCAGAUGCAGUACACAAGUCGAAUCCCAAUUGGUUUCAAGGGCUAUCGGAGUAUCCUCCAUCUCCAUUCACUCAAUGUACCAUGGCCAUGGUUCCUUUAAUUUCCAAGAACGAUACCUAA
Marasmius oreades (fairy-ring Marasmius) is the source of this 180-nucleotide messenger RNA. RefSeq lists its product as uncharacterized. The transcript is spliced from 3 exons. The record is from RefSeq and is a predicted model, not a curated record. The annotation marks the transcript as partial. Lineage: Eukaryota; Fungi; Basidiomycota; Agaricomycetes; Agaricales; Marasmiaceae.